Messenger RNA from Chionomys nivalis (European snow vole), 4269 nucleotides. RefSeq names its product BCL2 interacting protein like (gene Bnipl). Gene Ontology annotation, cellular component: cytoplasm. NCBI's taxonomy places the organism in Eukaryota, Metazoa, Chordata, Mammalia, Rodentia, Cricetidae. The transcript has 9 exons. The coding region runs from base 2670 to 3764 and encodes 364 amino acids. Gene Ontology annotation, biological process: apoptotic process. The record is from RefSeq and is a predicted model, not a curated record.
UCUCCCAAACUGCCCUUGCUUAUCAAACAACUGGAGUUAACCUCUAAGUCUUAGCAAUCCUCCUUUGGAAGCCUCCCCUUGCUGAGCUGCAAUGUGAGAUGCCCAACUUGUCUUCUUUUUUUCUCAUGCUGGGAAAGCAGGUCCAAGAUGGACUUAAAGCAGAAUGAUUCCUAGCCUUCGUGUGUGUGUGUGUGUUUCUGGUGAUUGAACCUAGGGCCUCAUGCAUGCUGGGCCCGUGUUCUGCUGCUGUCCUCUUUUUAAUGGUUGCUGUCUUUGAAGCUACGGCUGUCCUAGUCAGCAGCUCUGCCGCUACCAGUGGCCAGGCUACAAGUAGCGCAGCCUGAGGAAAUUCUGUUCCCUCUGGCACCACGCUUUCAGAGAGAACUUAUUUAAGUCUCCGUUCCCCCUAAAGAUCUCGUGAUUCAAAGGUUGAGGUAGAAUCUUGCUCCCCGGAGAGUCUGAACAGCAAGCAGCUCACCUAGCUCGCCUCCUUGUGCUCUUCCUGGCCCCUCCUUAUAAACCCUUCACCACCUGGCUCCGCCCUACUACUUCCCAUCAGCUAGUUGCUGGCUCAGCCUCCAGACUGCCAGUAAAUUUUAUUUAGUCAAACACAUCUUUGCAUCAUUAAACAAGUGUUCCGAGCAUAAAUAAAAGUAACACACCUUAAGAUAAUAUUCUACAACAGUCUACCACUGACCAGUUUUAACUUUGUAAGACAGGGUCUCCCUAAGUUGCCCAGGCUGGCUUUGAACUUGCAGUCCUGCCUCAGCCUCCUGAGUAGCAGAGAUUACAAGCCCUCACCAGGACCUGCUUUUAAAAGCUACCUGCUGGGGUUCCAAGAUGAUGUGGACAGAGGCACUCAGUGCCAAGAUGACCAACUGAAGUUGAUCCUUAGGUGGAAGGAGAGUACCAGUCUCACAAGAUGUCACACACACACACUAAAUCGUAUUUUAAAAAUAAGUUAAACCAGCUGGGCGGUGUUGGCGCACACCUUUAAUCCCUCCCUACACUUGGGUGGCAGAGGCAGGCGGAUCUCUGAUUUCAAGGCCAACCUGGUGUACAGGAGCUGGUUUCAGACAGGCUCCAAAGCCACAGAGAAACCCUCUGUGGGGAAGGGGGCAGCGGUGAGGAGUAAAAGUAAAACCUAGCUCCUAAGGAACUGAGGCAGAAAGAUCACCCACACUUUCCCCCAUCGUGUUGUUUGAAUGUAAGACACUGAAAAAUAAAGGUUUGGGGAGCUGACUUUAUGGAUAGGAAUUUAUUCAAGCAGGAAGACCCAGGUUCGGAUCUCCAGAACACACAAAGGCUGGGCAGAUUGGGCAUCCAGCUCUCGGGGAAUUGCUGGGGUUACGCUGGCUAGCUAAAACUAGAAGAAUCAAUCAAUGAGCUCUGGAUUCAAUUGCGUAGCCCGGCCUCAGAUUUUCUGGAAAAGAUUCUUAUCCAUCAUUAGCUUCAGGCGUCCCCAGGAAUGCAAAAACAUAAAAUUAUCUUUUAACGCCCCCCCCCCUUAAAAGAGCAAAACAAGGGACUUGCAGGUUAUGAAGACUCCAGACUGGAGAACAGCAAACGGCCACCCUGGAAAUCUCACUCUCCACCCGAAAGCCCGCCCCCACACAAGAGGCUGGGCUUUGGGGCAGACCUGCUCCUUGGGAGGGGUGGUGGCAAAACCUGUUUGAAGAUGAGGUUGCCUCCCUUCCACACCUCCUUAGAGGCCAGAGCAACAGCUGAAACAGAAAAGGAAAGAGUGGUGGGGGCUGGGAUCACAGCCUCCUACCCUGCAUAAAGUGUUGAGAGAACUCGGGACGCCGAGGAAGAUGGGCACUGUGCAGGAAACGGGGAAACUGGCAUCAGGAGGAGCAGGGUGAGUAAGGGCUUGCCCUGACCACAGGCGGAGAGGGCGGUUCCUACCAGUCAAGGCUUCCCGGAUUCCUCAAAGAAGAGCUCGAAGAGGAGGGACAGGGUGGUUUGAGGCAGGAACGUAUACAGAAUGGAACAAUUCCACAGUUGAAAGUUCCUAUCUUACAUCGGAUAGACCACCUUUCUCUUUCUUAUCAAACCCCCACUCUCUAGAAUGGAAAUCUGGCCCAGAGCUGAAUUUUUUUCUUUUCUUUUUUUUUUUUCCGAGACAGGGUUUCUCUGUAGUUUUAGAGCCUGUCCUGGAGCUAGCUCUUGUAGACCAGGCUGGCCUCGAACUCACAACUCACAGAGAUCCGCCUGCCUCUGCCUCCCGAGUGCUGCGAUUAAAAAGGCUUGUGUCACCACCGCCUGGCCAGAACUGAAUUUGUACCCGGGUUCUGCUUCCCGGUGACUCUGUCCUUUCUCCCUGUCUUUAGAUGUGCCUCAUUUUCCCGCACAGUGGAGGAAAGGUGGGGCUGACCAGGUGCCGUCAGCUAGUCCUUUGCUCAGGGUUAACUGGCCAGGUUUGUCUGGGCUCCAGCUAGUUGUGAUGUGGGAUGCCUUCCGUGCCUACACUGCAGGUGAAGUCACUACCACAGAGGCAAAGGGAUUGCCUGAUGGCCCUGCCUCUCUGCUAAACUCAUCCGUAGGUGAUUUGAUUCAGCCGAGUGGAAAAGGUAGAAUAUCUGUACACGAGCGUCCUCUGUGACACGUUCUUCACGCUUGUGUCUGCCACCUGCUGUCUGGCUCCCGCAGGUUGAAUAGGUUGUCUCAUGAUCUUCUCUUCUUGGGGGGCGGGGGCUGAUGUCAGGGCUGGGGAGAAGGCAGGAGCCGCAGAGCCAGGAGCAGCCCUGAGACUCGGAGAGCUGGAACUGAGGGAAGAAUGGCAAGACGAGGAGUUUCCCAGAUUGCUUCCUGAGGAGGCCAGCUCAGCUGGAGAUCCCGAAGACCCUCAGAGAGACUCACAGGCCGCCACAGGUACCCCCAGCACGCUGGCCCUGUGUGGCCAGCGCCCUAUGCGGAAGCGUCUCUCUGCCCCAGAAUUGCAGCUGAAUCUGACCGAGGGAAGAGGAAAAACUGGAGCUUCUCCCAACCAUUCCGAAUCUUCCUCUUCGGAUGGCAGCUUGGACCUGGAGGUGGAUGAGCUGGAGACACCGUCCGACUCUGAGCAGCUUGACAGCGGACAUGAAUUUGAAUGGGAAGAUGAUUUGCCUCGGGCAGAAGGCCUGGGGGCCAGCGAGGCAGCUGAGAGGCUGGGCCGGGGUUGUGUGUGGGACGUGGCUGGAGAGGACGGCCAUCGCUGGAGAGUGUUCCGGACAGGACAGCGAGAGCAGCGAGUGGACAUGACCGUCAUUGAGCCCUAUAGGAAAGUGCUGUCUCAUGGAGGUUACCAUGGUGAUGGCCUCAAUGCUGUCAUCCUCUUUGCUUCCUGCUAUCUACCCACAAGCAGCGUUCCCAACUACACCUAUGUCAUGGAACACUUGUUCAGGUAUAUGGUGGGAACUCUGGAACUGCUGGUAGCUGAAAAUUAUCUGCUCGUUCACUUGAGUGGAGGCACACGCAGGGCCCAGGUACCGCCUCUGGGCUGGAUACGCCAGUGUUACCGUACCUUGGAUAGGAGGCUUCGGAAAAACCUUCGAGCCCUGGUGGUUGUCCACGCUACAUGGUAUGUGAAGGCGUUCCUGGCACUGGUUCGGCCCUUUAUCAGUUCCAAGUUCACACGAAAGAUCCGAUUUCUGGACAGCCUUGGGGAGCUGGCUCAACUCAUCUCCCUAGAUCAAGUCCACAUCCCUGAAGUUGUCAGACAGCUGGACCAGGAUCUCCAUGGCUCAAAGGCACCUAACACAAAACUGGACAAGGGGCCGUAGACUCAGGCCAAGAUGGUGAAUGCUCUGCACACUGGAGCUGUUCUGUAAAUCAUCUCAUCCUAACCCCCCAAGUUCCACUGGAUCCCCGCUUCUGGACACUGCCUUCAAGCUGGGAUUUGAGGGUGGAACCCUAUAUGUGGGGUGACUUGCAUUUCGGCUUCCAAAAGGAAGACCGAGUGUGGUAUUGGAAGGGCAGGGCUCUGGGUUUUAAUUCUGCUUUAGCUAUAAAACAUGUGGGUCUCAUAUUCCUUCUCUGUAAUCAAAACCUCUGGGAUCCUUCCCAGCUGGUUGUCUUAGCAGCCUUUUGAGGGGAGGUGGAGGGAAGGUGAGGGUUUAACCAACAACCACAGCCAGCCUGUCUACUGGGAUCCCAGGAGCCAGCUUGCAGACUCUUGAAGAGCCAAUCCCUUAGUCUGCUCCUGUGAUCCUGGGAAGAAUUGCUACCAAAGUUGGCGUUUUCACCCUUGUUAGUAAAUUCAGACCUGUGGCCUUUAAUAAACUGUGA